AGUUUGUAUUCAUCAAGUUAAAAAGUAAGUGGCUUAGAUGCCGAGAUAGUGAGCAUUCAUUAUUUCCACCGUUUUGGAACUGUAUUUUCAUACGCAGAAAGUGAAAAGUCGGUGCAGCAACAGGGACAUCAAAAUAUUUUAGUGCACGUACAAGCGACAACUUUGCAUUUUCGGAAAGACAAGCAACUUUGCAAUGAGAUUUACUCCCCAUUGGUUAGUGAUGCAUUCCAGAGCUGAUGGAUGUCUUCUCAUGUUUUGCCUUGAAGAUUGUUUGGGAACAAUGUUUGAAACGCCUUCACAAGAUCUAAAUAUUUCCGGAGUGUUUGAUGACAGAAUUAAUCUUAUAACAAGCUAGAUGGAGUUGAAGGAAAACUGUAUCCCACGAUGGCUUAAACCACAGAACUUUAAAUAUUAUCAACGUCUCUGAAAACUACUGUCAACAUGGAUUCUCUGGGUGAUAGAAGAAUUAAAGCACAUGGCAAAAUUUAAUGGAAAUGAUUUAUAGUUUCAGCGCUUAAUUCCUCUUAAAGUGACUUUUGACAUGCACGGGCAUAAAUUCAAGAGAUAUGUAUUUUAAAAACCGCCAUGAAUGAAUGAAUUUUGUGUUCUGCCUGGGAAUUUGUUUCUAUUGAUUCGGUUUUUUGGGUGGCUCAGUUUAAUGCCUAUUUUUUGAAGCACACUUUCGAUGGAAAUGCUCACUGGUAAUGGUACUGAGUGUAAUGUAGAUGCCACAUUUGUCAAUAACAUUUAUGCUAUCACUUACACUAUUAUAAUGAUCCCUGGGUUGAUUGGAAAUGUACUUGCUUUAUGGAUCUUUUAUGCUUACAUCAAGGAGACCAAGCGAGCGGUAAUAUUCAUGAUUAAUCUUUCCAUCGCUGACUUACUGCAAGUUCUUUCUCUACCGCUCAGGAUAUUUUACUACCUGAAUCAGUCGUGGCCUUUCAGUCAUUUUGUCUGUAUGUUUUGUUUCUACCUGAAAUAUGUAAAUAUGUACGCAAGCAUAUUUUUCUUAAUGUGCAUUAGCGUAAGAAGGUUUUUGUACGUCAUUUAUCCUUUCAAAUUCAACGACAGAAAGCGAGUCUGUGAUGUGUAUAUCAGCGUUGUCGGAUGGAUAUUUGUAUGUGUCAGCUGCUUGCCAUUUCCGCUGCUAAGAGACAGCAAUAACACAACAACAAAUAACCGCUGUUUUGUGGAUCUUCCCCUGGUGGACAUUGGGAUGGCCAACUCUGUGUUAUUAGUAACAUUAGCAGAGCUCUUUGGAUUUGUCACCCCACUAAUCAUUGUCUUGUAUUGCUCCUGGAGGACUAUAAUGUCACUGAGAGAGCCAGACUCAAUUUCUCAGGACCUUGGAGAAAAGAAGAAAGCUCUGAAGAUGAUCUUGACAUGUGCUGUGGUAUUCUUAAUCUGCUUUGCUCCUUAUCAUUUAAGCUUCCCCUUGGACUUUUUGGUAAAAGCCAAUAAAAUAACUCAGUGCAAGCACAGGAAAGCUAUCCGAACAUUACAUCCAGUGGCCUUGUGCCUUGCCAGCUUGAACUCCUGUCUAGAUCCCGUCAUCUAUUACUUUACAACUGAUGAAUUUAAAAGAAGGCUAUCAAGGCAAGAUAUAGCAGACAGCAAUGAGCUGCAGAUGUACUGCAAUAAAGCCUUUGUGAAGAGAAAUUCAAGACCAGAACUUUAGCUUAUACAUUUCCGUACCACACGCCAAACCUACUGUCCAAUUCGAUACCAGAAAGGAAUUUAUACACCAAUAUUUUAUGAUAGGCUGUUUACUGUGACCUGCCUGCUGAUAUACCAUUUGUGACUGCUGACGCACGCAGAUACUACUUAAACCAUCCUGGUUCACUUCAGCUGACAGAAUUAAGGUUUAAACUCGUUUAAAACUAAAAAAUGAUUUUACUCAGAGCAAAAAUACACAUUUUUGGAAAUUUAUAACAAAAAUGAGAAAAUUGUCUAAAUUUCAGCAAACGCCAAUGAUUUCUGAAUUUAAUAUGCUGUUUGUGUAUCAUUCAAUCAUUCAGAGCCUGUUUAAGCUGACAGCUGAGCGUUUUCUGUCGGAUCGUGUCGGAACGACAAAAUGCAGGUGACAAAUCGAAUGUAGUGGCACGUGUUAAAAUAUAAUGGGACUGAACAAAAAAUCGCAGGUAUAAAGUACACACGAUAAGACCGUGGGAUGAAGACACCGCUUGCUCCGUUCACAUCUGACAGUUGUGGCGUGUCGGAUGGACUGUAGUUUAUACCUAUGAUUUUUCGUUCAGUCCAAUUAUAUUUUGACACAUGCCACUACAUCCGAUUUGUUGCCUGCAUUUUGUCGUUCCGACCAGGGUCGGACAGGCCCUGGAGGGAAACCGGUAAAAAAACCCGAUGGGCCCCAGUCCUUGAGGGCCCCGCCAACCCAGGCCUGCUACCUGUUCCAGAAACUUUGAGCACUCCUCCUGCAAGUAAGAGAACCUUGGCACAUAUGGGUGGGAGGUGAGGUGUAGGCUGGCGUUGCGUUUCAUAAACUUAAUGUGUUUAAGACUAGGACAGGCAGGGCCAGAACGAGUAGAUGACUGGUGGGUGCAUAUGCUGAAAGAAGUAGGAUGGCACACACUAGUAGCAAAUGUGCUAAAACAUAGGUGCUUUAUUUAGAUCUCAAACACAACGUUUCGGAGGUGCAACCUCCUUUAUCAAGUGUUCUCGACUGGGGGGUGCAGUUUUGCAAAUGAGUAAUGUGGUAAGUCUUUUACCUUCCGUUUGCCUUAUUUUCCAAACAAACCCUUUCAGUGCAAUCAUUUUGAGCCUCUACUGAACUCUGGCAGCAGUCAGACACUGUUGGAGUCACGGAGCAGAUCGGUACGUAUUUGCUGCUGUCACGCAGUGACUGAUCAGUGUCAGGGCCAGAGUUCAGCUUGAAGCAAUCAAUCCCGUAGCUCAGUGAUUGAAAGAAUUUGGCUGGUGCCAGAGUUUAUCUCUUUUGUACAGUGUGCUCCUCCAGGUUUGUUGUACUACAUAGGUCACACCGUGACUGCAAAUUAAAAGCAUGUCAAGUCUGAAGAAGAAGGGCACAGUGAAAAAAGUACUAGACUAGACACAAGCUAUAUGGAUGGUGGUGAGGGGGCAAAGCUACAGGGAAAGCAGAUAUAUAUGGCAUCUUAGGCAUAAAAGGAGAUAAAAUUACAAUAAAAAAAGUGGAUGAAGGUGGAUGAAGAAUUGUACAUUUGAGUUAAUGAGGGAGAACUGUACAUGUAGUGUGUAGAAGAGAAUGACACAUGGAAAGACAAAGAUGAGCAAAUUGCACAGAAAAUGAAGACAGAGAAACAAUGUUAAAAAUAAUUAAAAAGGAUCAGUGAAGGAGAAAAAUAUAUAGUAAGAGAGUAAAAUGAAUGAAAAAACAUUAAUGGAGGGGAGGAAAAAAAGAAGCAGGGAUCAGAAGAACUUGGAGUAAAUGGAAUUAAAAGAUAACGAUAUAUUAAGGGAUGGAAGGGGCACCAUCUGUCAGACUUGUCUAGUCCGCUAGAACACCUGGUUCUUACACUAGGGGUGGGGGUCCCAGAAGUAAAAACCCAGGUGGGCCCCAGACACCCCAGUCCGACGUGAUCCGACGGAAAACGCUCAUGCAGUUUAGCCCUAGGCCAUGCAAUUAUUGGUAAUGUUAAAAAUAAGUUAUUCCUCUGGAUUACAAUUCAUGGACUUUAGACUUUAGAAAUCAGCUCAUCACAUGUGAGGAAAUGAGCAAAUACAUGUAAAGCGAUUUUUUGCUUUUAAAUAUAAAAGUCACUUUUUUUUUAAAGCACUCCUAAUCCUUUGAAUUGUUUUUGUAUAUAAUACCCUUAAUUUAAAUGUGAAGUAGAUAAACCAGACAACAUUUUGUUCUGUAAGAUAGGAUUUUUGCUUAUGUCUAACUGCACAUAAAUGGGCUAAUAUUCUGAGCAGCAUCAUUUCCACAAUUUAUGUUGGUGCAUCCUGCUAAGCGAUAAAUUUUACAUUUAUAAAUUAUCUGUGUCUGUUUUGAUAAAUACUCUGACUUAGUAAAGUGAUUCGGAACCCCAAACAUUUGUUAGUUGUAAAUGGAGUUGCUACUGAACACAGUGUCUGUCUAUCCCGUUAAUUUCUGCCCUCAGCCCUUUUUCUGAUUAUUGAAACAAGCCAGCUCUGUUCCAGUCAAGACUCCAGUUUCCAGAAUGCCUUGCAUUCUUCCUCCCAGAUCUAUUUAAGGUAGGGAUGCAUCGAAUCGAUUUUUUUGGAUCCGGCCAAACCCCGGAAUCCUUUGUGAAAGAUUCGGACGAAUACCGAACCGAAUCCUAAUUUGCAUAUGCAAAUUAGGGGUGU
Molecule: messenger RNA, 4308 nt
Organism: Xenopus laevis (African clawed frog)
Lineage: Eukaryota; Metazoa; Chordata; Amphibia; Anura; Pipidae
Gene: gpr174.L
Product: G protein-coupled receptor 174 L homeolog
Exons: 3
Coding region: 686-1678 (330 amino acids)
Biological process (GO): phospholipase C-activating G protein-coupled receptor signaling pathway; signal transduction; G protein-coupled receptor signaling pathway
Cellular component (GO): membrane; plasma membrane
Molecular function (GO): G protein-coupled receptor activity
Source: RefSeq, a predicted model, not a curated record